GGUAUCGCCAUAUUUCCAGCAAUGACAGCAGUCACGUUGUAGUUUUUGUUAGUUACCGGUUCAGUUAGAUUAAAUAGUUCGCAAUCAGUUUCUCAUAUCUCAGUGUUGUCUUAUUAUUCUUCCAGAAGCGCUGACAUUACCUAAUUUCAUCUGCUUUACUGCUUGCAAAUGCAAGCAUCAGUAAGUCAUGAAGGGCAGCCUCAGACUCUUCGUUUUUGCCAUGAAAAAAUGUUUUUCUAGACACAUUCACAGAGACAUAUAUCACAGAUAUUAUUGUUCAGGAUCGUCUACUAAAGAUUAUAGCAGGGUUAGUGAAUUAAACCGUAAACUGGCAUUUGGUCCGAGUUUCGAGGAGUUCAUCAAGAGUUCAAACAAGAGUUCAGAUGAGCUUCAUGAAGAAUACGAGGAGCAUUAUAUUCAUGCAGACACAACCUCAGCACAUUCAAGGAAAGUGUUUUUUGAAACGUAUGGGUGUCAGAUGAAUGUCAACGACACUGAAAUAGCCUGGUCCAUUCUUCAGAAAGCAGGCUAUACAAGAACACACGAGCUACCAGAGGCAGAUGUGGUGCUGCUCGUCACUUGCUCUGUCAGGGAAAAGGCAGAGCAAACAAUCUGGAACAGACUCAGACAGAUCAGUGCGGUAAAGAAGAGACGUUCAAAACACGAAGCUCCAUUAAAAAUAGGUGUCCUAGGCUGCAUGGCAGAGAGAUUGAAAACUGAAUUACUGGAGCGGGAGAAGUUGGUGGAUGUUCUCGCAGGGCCUGAUGCCUACAGAGAUCUGCCCCGGCUGCUUUCUCUUGCUCACGGUGGUCAGAGGGCCAGCAAUGUGCUGUUAUCAUUGGAGGAGACUUACGCUGAUGUCAUGCCUGUCCAUCAAAGUCCUCAGGGACACAGUGCUUUUGUGUCCAUCAUGCGUGGCUGUGAUAAUAUGUGUAGUUACUGUAUUGUACCAUUCACCCGCGGCAGAGAGAGAAGCAGACCAAUGUCUACUAUUCUGGAGGAGGUUCGCAUGCUUUCAGAUCAGGGAGUGAAGGAGGUUACCCUGCUGGGCCAGAAUGUGAACAGUUAUAGGGAUUUGUCAGAAGAGCAGUUCAGCAGUUCUGAGGUCAGCCUUCAACUCAGCCGUGGCUUCAAGACCAUUUACCGAACAAGACAAGGAGGUCUCCGCUUUGCGGACCUGCUGGACAGAGUGUCACUCAUUGAUUCAGAUAUGAGGAUACGCUUUACCUCACCACAUCCCAAAGACUUUCCUGAUGAGGUGUUGCAUUUAAUUCAGGAGAGGAAGAACAUCUGCAAACAGAUUCAUCUCCCGGCACAGAGCGGCAGCAGUCGGCUUCUUCACGCUAUGAGACGUGGUUACACCCGAGAGGCGUAUCUUGAGCUUGUGGAAAACAUUCGUAAACUAAUUCCAGGGGUCAGUUUGAGCAGUGAUUUUAUCACGGGUUUCUGUGGAGAGACUGAAGAGGACCAUCAGCAGACCCUCUCUCUCCUCAGGGAGGUGGGCUAUAAUGUGGGCUUCCUCUUCGCCUACAGCAUGAGGAAGAAAACCCAUGCAUAUCAUCGUCUGCAAGACGAUGUCCCUGCAAUAGUGAAACAGCAGCGUCUGGAGGAGCUCAUCUCUGUUUUUAGAGAAGAGGCAGCCAAAGUUAACAUGUCUCUAAUCGGCAGUACACAGCUUGUGUUGGUAGAGGGAGAAAGUAAACGAUCUUCUGAGGAACUGUGUGGUCGGAAUGAUGGAAGCGUGAAAGUGAUUUUUCCUAAAACAGAUUUGCCUGUUCAGCCAGGGAAACCUCAGGCCGAUUCCAUUACACCUGGAGAUUAUGUAUUAGUCAAGAUUACAUCUGCUAACUCCCAGAGUCUGAGAGGACAUGCCUUGAUUCGAUCCUCACCGAGCAACACAAAUGUUUCAUGUUGACCAACAGAUUCCCUAACCAGACACUUCACUGUAUUCAUGCUCAUUUAAAUUAAGUUAACAAAGUUACUGUACUAGAGACUAAUGUCCAUUGUAUUAAUGUCAUGCAUAAAUAAAAAAAUU
Messenger RNA from Paramisgurnus dabryanus, 2035 nucleotides. RefSeq names its product CDK5 regulatory subunit associated protein 1 (gene cdk5rap1). The record is from RefSeq and is a predicted model, not a curated record. Gene Ontology annotation, cellular component: mitochondrion; cytosol. Gene Ontology annotation, biological process: tRNA modification; negative regulation of cyclin-dependent protein serine/threonine kinase activity. NCBI's taxonomy places the organism in Eukaryota, Metazoa, Chordata, Actinopteri, Cypriniformes, Cobitidae. Gene Ontology annotation, molecular function: 4 iron, 4 sulfur cluster binding; tRNA-2-methylthio-N(6)-dimethylallyladenosine(37) synthase activity.